UCCGGUGCUUGUGUUUGGUGCGGCUCGGUUCGGUUCGGUUUGGCUCGGCCCAGAACAGCCCAACGGCAGCGGCACCAGCUGUAGAGAGAACCCGCAGGGAGGAACCAUGGCGGCGCCAGCGCUCUCCGGUCGGCCCGGCUCGGCGGGCAGCCUCGGGAACAGCCCCACAUCCUCGGCCGCGGGAAGGCUGCCCCAGGGCGGCUCCGGGCCCGAGCUGGACUUCAGGUCCGCGGCCCGCAUGGAGGACCUGAACCGGCUCAUCCAGGAGUUCAGCAAGCACGACCAGCGGGAGUACGACGACCAGCGGGCUCUGGAGAUCCACACGGCCAAGGACUUCAUCUUCUCCAUGCUGGGAAUGGUUCAGAAACUGGACCAGAAGCUCCCAGUGGCCAAUGAGUACCUACUCCUUUCUGGAGGCGUUCGGGAAGGUGUGGUGGACAUGGACCUGGAUGAGCUCAGUGUCUACGCCCGUGGCACAGACUACGACAUGGACUUCACUCUACUGGUCCCCGCACUUAAACUCCACGACCGGAACCAGCCGGUGACCCUGGACAUGCGGCACUCGGCGCUGGGCCACUCCUGGCUCAGCCUACGGCUCUUUGAUGAAGGAACCAUCAACAAGUGGAAGGACUGCUGCACUGUCGUCGAUCACAUCAAUGGGACCACCAACUACUUCUUCUCCCCAACACUGGUGGCCGACUGGUUCUACCAGUCCAUCUCUCUUGUGCUGCUGGAGGUGCAGAAGAAGCCACAGAGAGGGAUGCCGAGGGUGGAGAAGGUGGAUCGGAACGGGACCAUCAUCUCCGUCAUCCUGGGGGUCGGCAGCAGCCGGAUGCUCUACGACAUCGUCCCGGUGGUGUCGUUUAAAGGCUGGCCUGCGGUUGCCCAGAGCUGGCUGAUGGAGAACCACUUCUGGGACGGGAAGAUCACCGAGGAGGAGGUGAUCAGCGGCUUCUACCUCGUCCCCGCCUGCUCCUACAAAGGCCGCAAGGAGAACGAGUGGCGGCUGUCGUUCGCCCGCAGCGAGGUUCAGCUGAAGAAGUGCAUUUCGUCGAGCCUGAUGCAGGCGUACCAGGCCUGCAAGGCCAUCAUCAUCAAGCUGUUGUCCCGGCCCAAAGCCAUCAGUCCCUACCAUCUGCGCAGCAUCAUGCUGUGGGCCUGCGACCGUCUCCCAGCCAACUAUCUGGCUCAGGACGACUUCUCCGCCCACUUCCUGCUGGGCCUGAUUGACGACUUGCAGCACUGUCUCGUCAACAAGAUGUGUCCCAACUACUUCAUCCCUCAGUGCAACAUGUUGGAGCACCUGUCCGACGAGACGGCCAUGCUGCACGCCCGCAAACUGUCCUCGGUGCGCUCCGACCCGGCCGAGCACCUCCGCACCACCAUCGAGCACGCCAAGGCCGCCAACAGGUUGACGGUGGAAGUGCAGUGGCGAGGCAGCUCCACCAACCUGCCGUCGCCGCAGUCCGACGCCGGCGGUGAGAACCAGCCUGACGAUCGGCUCGCCAAGAAGCUUCAGCAGUUGGUGACGGAGAAUCCCGGGAAGUCCAUCUCAGUGUUCAUCAACCCGGACGACGUCACGCGGCCGCACUUCCGCAUCGACGACAAGUUCUUCUGAGACUGAGACGUUCCCCUCCCCUCUCCUUCACCCGGUGACCCUGCCUCUGAAACUUUCUUUUUUAACUUUUUUUAUGUUUCCUGCCACAAAGUGAAGUGAUUGUCUAGUAAUCUGCCACAGUUUCUUAUUUUUAGUUUUAUUUUUCUACUCCCUUCCCCUCUGCCCUGGUUUUUCACUGUGUGCCCUGUGUUUUUUACCUUCUCAAUGCCUUUUAAACUGACAGCUUGUUCUUAAAACUGAAGGAAGGGACUGAAAUCCACCUCCUGAUCCGAGUGCUGGUCCUGAAAAAUGUUGAUACUUAUCAGGGAUCCUGGAAAAGAGACAAACAUCAAUUUCCUGAAUAAAUCCGGUGUAUUUUGGGUUCUCUUGAUUGGAGACGUAAAAGCUCCGUUGUUGAGUGAAUAACUGGGGCAGAAGUUGUUGUGUUGUCUUGGAACCAGGAGUGGACCCGGCAGAGAUCCUGUGACGGUGGAUUCAGUCCCUCUGAGGAAUGUCUUGUCCCUGCUGGGGGACGACGGUACUAAAGUCUUAGAAACUAACUGUAAAUAAGUAGAAGAAAAACUGACUGAAGAGUGUAGACGGACGGAAAACAUACUAAUGUUAAUUUGUGGGCUACUUUUCGUCUAAUUUUGCACAGAAUGUAAAAAUCACCUCCUUUCCUCCUGAUUGUGGUUUUAAAUUGAACUGAAUGUGAGCGGAGAGGCGACACUGUGCCGAUGGAGCUGCUGUCACUUCCACCGCGUUUCCUCUGAAAAUCUGGUUCAUGUUGCGUUUCUUUGUGUUGUGGAGAACAAACAGCAGGAACCUUCAGACAGACGCUGGCCUCUUCCACUUUCAUAUGCUUUAAACUUGCAGAAGGGGGAGCUAGUGAGCCUAGUGCUGCAGUAGUGAAGUGUUGGCCUGCAGCCGCCUGGUUAGGACGUGCUAGGCGGCUAACGUUGUAGCAGGUGUGGCAUUUAAACGGCAGCUCUUCUUCAAUGCAACAUCACCAGUUUAUUCAACUCCCAUAAGACGGAGAACGUGAAGUAACUCCGAAGCUACACAAGAACAGCGUUUACACCAAUUAUCAAAACCACCUGGAUGCUAACUGUUGAACUCCAGCUCAUAUAGCAGCGCCAUCUGGUGACCAAACACAUAAAACGCAUAUUUGACUCCUACAGAGAGAUAUCUUUGACCCAAAGCUCUCAACCUCGGUGUAAAACUGACACUAAGGUACCUGAAGUUCUGGGACAUUUACGCGACCAACAACCACUAGCUGCCGCUAACGAUUCCUCAUCGGCCACCGACACAAGAAUGCUCCUCCCGUGACACCGCCGUGAUUUCUGUUUCCCGUUACGCUCAGCGUACGCUCAGUCGCUGCUGUGAAUCUUUAGAAAUGUAUCGGGGUCACUCUCAUGACUUCUGCAUUUUCAGCUGGACUCCUUCAGUUAGUGGCUGCAGUACCGAAUGGACCAAAACCGUCCAGUUAGGUGAGUCGGUACCAGCAGACGCCUCAGUAGGGACACCUGGUGGUUGGUCAGGUAAAUGAAGUUCACUCUGCUGUUGUCACAAUUAACUUGUCAAUUAAAAAAUGCAAGAAUAUUACAGAGGGGAAAUGCCUGGAGAGUCAAAACCAGACCGGUUUCCAUGGCGACUCCCUGCAUUUCAGUGACAGUUCGUUAACAAGUGAAGCUUUAAACAGGAGCUAAAUCUAAAACUCUGUUUUGUUGAACGUUGAGUGUCAGAAGCUCCUGGUGGAGAUCUGACACGUUAAACUCUGAGCUGAAGCUGAGUGGACAGGAAACCCGACUUCCUGUGACCCGUUUAAACUGAACCAUGGUUCUGCUGGGAAGAAUGACUGACAUGGAGAUCCAAACAGCUUUCACAAAAAUUCCCUCAUGGUCUUAACAUUUUUACUAAACUUUGUGAACAGAUCAGCGAAUCGUCUGCAAACAUUUUUACAUUCAUAGCAGCUGAAACAUUUUGAUGCUUUUUUAUCCUCGAUAUCAGAUCAAUGUCACAAAUACUUCACCUCUAAUAUAUCAGAGUGACCUUUGACCCUGGAGUUACAUCUUAUCAGCACAUGUGACUCUGCUCUCGUCUUCUAGAUGUUUUUCCAGAACCGGUGACACAGUUUGAUAUCAGUUCUGCUCUUAGUAAGAUCAUGUGUUUAAGCAAUAACUUCUGUAGGUUAAGCAGAACAGAACCGGUUUAAUUCGGGUUUAGGAGUUUCUGGAGGAGUUUUCCUGGGUUUGGUUCCGGUUAGUGUGAAAGUGGAAGAGUCGGUCGGCUCAUCUGUCAGGUGGACCUGCCGGAUGACGGUCCUGCAUCGGCUACAGGGUCGCAGGUCGCCGCCUCCACAUGGAUGGUCACUUGAUUCAGGAACUUCCUGUUUGAUAAGCUAACUCUUGUCUCCAGCUGCUUCUUUGUGUUUAAAGCGACGGGUCGGGUCCGGCUGCUUCUCGGCCGACCCGCUCCCACACCGGCUGUCUGUCCCGAACAUCACCACCAAAACAAGAAGCUUCUCCUGCGGCCGUCGGGCCAGUUAUGUCGUCUCCACAUAUCCUCAUCCUCAAGUGCAAUUAGUGAAUGUACACAAAGACACGUAGCAUGAAGACACUCCAGGACACUCCAGGUCUGAGCUGCUCAGCUCCUCCACUGACUCACUCAGAGGCCCUGAAGCCAUCAAAGUGCCACACACACACACACACACACACACACUCCUGCUCGGUGGAAAUGUCGUCGGUGUUUUCUGACCUGGUCUCCUGUUGGGCUGUGACUCUUUCUGUUCUGUGUUUCGCUGCUUCCUGCUGAUGAUGGAUUUUAGUUUUGAACUCAGAUGGUUGAGAACUUCCUGCACUGUAACACCAGAGUCCUCAUAAACACGUCUAACCUGAA
Messenger RNA from Xiphophorus couchianus (Monterrey platyfish), 4495 nucleotides. RefSeq names its product protein MB21D2. The coding region runs from base 107 to 1618 and encodes 503 amino acids. NCBI's taxonomy places the organism in Eukaryota, Metazoa, Chordata, Actinopteri, Cyprinodontiformes, Poeciliidae. The record is from RefSeq and is a predicted model, not a curated record. The transcript is spliced from 2 exons.